Molecule: messenger RNA, 684 nt
Organism: Haemonchus placei
Lineage: Eukaryota; Metazoa; Nematoda; Chromadorea; Rhabditida; Trichostrongylidae
Source: the annotation of a GenBank genome assembly
AUGAUGUCGGGGAAGGUGGUAAUGAGUGCUCAAAAGAAUGGAGAUAACAUUAGCGUUCAAGUAGAAGGUGCGAAAGAUGGCAAAAAGCAAACUCUGGAUUGUGAUGUACUUAUGGUUUGUAUUGGUCGACGUCCUUACACAAAGGAUCUGGGAGCGGAAAACGUUGGCAUCCAGCUUGAUGAGAAGGGACGUGUGCCAGUAAAUGAACGUUUCCAGACAAAGGUUCCUUCAAUAUACGCAAUUGGAGAUUGCAUCGCUGGACCUAUGCUUGCCCACAAAGCUGAAGAUGAAGGCAUUCUUUGUGUGGAAGGAAUCUGUGGUGGACCAGUGCAUAUUGAUUACAAUUGCAUUCCGUCAGUUAUCUACACUCAUCCGGAAGUUGCUUGGGUAGGAAAACCCGAGGAGCAACUGAAACAAGAGAAUGUGCAAUACAAAGUAGGCAAGUUCCCAUUUGUUGCAAACUCGCGUGCCAAGACGAACUUUGACACCGAAGGAUUUGUGAAAAUUCUUGCUGAUAAACAGACCGACAGGAUGCUUGGAGUACAUAUCAUUGGACCGAACGCUGGAGAAAUGAUUGCCGAAGGUGUCUUGGCCCUCGAGUACGGUGCUUCUGCAGAAGAUGUUGCUCGAGUAUGUCACCCUCAUCCGGUAGGUCGACCGUCUUUUCUCUUAUGCUCUUAUUGA